Molecule: messenger RNA, 1798 nt
Organism: Physcomitrium patens
Lineage: Eukaryota; Viridiplantae; Streptophyta; Bryopsida; Funariales; Funariaceae
Product: protein RGF1 INDUCIBLE TRANSCRIPTION FACTOR 1
Source: RefSeq, a predicted model, not a curated record
GUAGUGGUGAAGGAAGCAGAGGAACGAGAUACAAUGGUGAUGGGUGGAACUUUUAUGAAUCGUGAGGGGCCGUCGUGGUUGCCGGCGUUGGUGAAGUGCGAUGAUUUCUUCUCGCAUUGCAACCACCACACUUCAGGGAAGAAUGAGAGAAACCAGUUUUGCUUCGAUUGCCCGCAGGAAGGACCAUUGUGUCCGGAAGAGCUGACGGUGUCGCACAGGGGGUUGGGACACGCCACCAUUCAAAUCCGGAGGGCGUCGCACAGGGACGUGGUGCGCAUUGCCGACAUCCAGAAGUAUGUCGAUCUGACCAACAUUCAGCCGUAUACCAUCAACAGCGCAAAGAUUGUGUUUUUGCAGUCGAAGCCGCAACCCAAGAUUGUCAAGGGCGCGGCGCAUUACUGCGAGCGGUGCCAGCGCAGCAUUGCAGACCCUGUCCGGUUUUGCUCCAUCUCAUGCAAGUUGGAAGGAAUUCAAUUGGAUCCCCACGACUUUACUCUCACCCUUACGGUCUUCUCAAAGUCGGGCCCGGGAUUCUUUAGCAAGGGAGGCACAGAUAAUGUUGGCGCAGCAUCUCCGGAACACAGCGUGCACAGCCAUGGUUCAGGAGUCACGGAUUUCAGUCCCGAGACUCCCAAGAAGAUCUCGAAGCGCAGUUUGAAGGAGACCCCGUCGCCAUUUUCGAAGAAGGCGAAGUCUGCAUUGUCUGCAGCCCCUGUUUUUGGAUUGUUGGUCCAUCUCCCCCGGGACGACGGGAUGGGAUUGACACUGACAAGCCCCAUGGCCCCUCCCACGCCGACCUACGAGUCGGGUCCCAAGGUCCACCACAGGAAACAAGUGCGUCCUCACAGGGCGCCAAUGUUUUGAGAAGAAAUUGACGCUUGGGUAGUGGGAGGACGAGGCAUACAACUCGCUCUUACCGUAAAUAGUCGAAGCAAGCGAGUUAACUUGGUUUGCACGAAAGAAUGGAGGAGGAGGAGGAGAUUUGUCGACACCUCGAGCUCAGCGGUGGUGGAAAGUAAAAUGUGGCGGUUCUGCAACGAGGCCAGCCUCACAGCCCUUGAGCGCAGCAACGUUGCCUCUCUAGAAGGAAGAGAACAAGGGUAUUACACUCGUGUAUCCAUGAAUGUAGAGCGAAGGGCUGUUGCAAGAUAAUGGGAAGGGACCAAAGCUCGGACGUCGACAGGGACUUAGAGGAAAUGGAGCGGAGCUUGUUGUAUGAUUAACUUAUAAUUAUAGAGAGGUUUUCAAAAGACAGGCAGCAGAAUAACACGCCAAUGGCUGGAGUCCGAACUGUGGCUCUACGUGUGGAAGGAAACUCUCCCAUUGCUGCUUAUUGGAGAUGACCUCAGCAGAAACUAACAGUCUGGUUGAGAACGAGGCUCAUGUGUCAACGGAGAUCUUGCAAUGGCAUUGUCUUACGAGUUGGAUGCAAACGCAGUGAACCCUUGUUCACGGCUUCGUGAAUUAGACGUGGAGGAAGUUUUUCUUUAGCAAGUUAGACCCUGACAUAUGAUAGUGUACAGACUCGAAUCCCGGAAAGUUUCUCGCUAAUUUUCAUACUAUAGUCUGAAAUGCAUUCAAUUUGAAUGCGUACAAUGUAAACUAACAGGGUGGAUGUGUGGCCAGUCGAAGCUAAACUGACGACACUGCCAUGUAACAUAGAAGGAUCGUCAAGUCUUUGUGCAACUUCGUAGUUUGCUUCGUUGCGAUGAUACUCCACUGUAUAGUUAUGAAAGGAAAGAGUGUAAAUUUGAGUAUUUUUUUAACACAAUAAUCUUAAUGGAUUGCUUGAGUGUGA